CUCUCUCUCUCUCUCUCUAUUUCCAGGUCUCUAAAUUCAAGAACAUCACAUUCACACGUAGUACAGGACUUCUCGAAAGAGUAUGGCGGUAUCGGUAGAGAACCUCUUGAAAGAAAGAAAAUAUCCAUUCAUUUUCUCUCUCUUCAUCUUACCCUUACUCAUCUUCCUCACACUCCUCCUCUUGAACAACUCUCAAUCCUUCUCCUACUUCACCAUCGACAUCACUCAACUGCAACCAAAACCACUCUCGUCCUCUCCACCUCCAAAUCCAAACCUUCCGAUCUCAAACCCUAGCUCAUUCACACAGCCUCCACAACACCACGACGUUGCGUCCAAUCUUACUGCAAUUGAAUCAAGUGAUGCGAAUUUGUUCGAUUGGAAGGUUUGUGAGGGUUAUGUGGCGGUUGAUUACAUACCGUGUCUUGAUAAUUUUAAGGCCAUUAAAGAACUGAAGGCAAGGAAGCAUAUGGAGCACAGAGAGCGGCAUUGUCCGAAGCCGAGUCUGCGGUGCUUGGUUCCGCUUCCGACGGGGUAUAGGAUUCCGGUUCUGUGGCCUAAGAGCAGGGACAUGAUAUGGUAUGACAAUGUUCCACACCCUAAGCUUGUUGAGUACAAAAAGGCUCAAAAUUGGGUGCGCAAAUCUGGUAAUUAUCUUAUUUUCCCUGGAGGUGGUACUCAAUUCAAGCAUGGAGUCACUCACUACAUUGAGUUUAUUGAGAAGAACUUGCCAGCGAUUGAAUGGGGGAAGCGCACAAGGGUUAUUUUAGACGUUGGCUGUGGCGUUGCUAGCUUUGGUGGCUAUUUGCUUGACAAAAAUGUUAUCACAAUGUCUUUUGCCCCAAUGGAUGAGCAUGAGGCUCAGAUACAGUUUGCUCUCGAGAGGGGGAUUCCUGCUACUCUUUCGGUUAUUGGAACUCAAAGGCUGACAAUUCCAGAUAAUGCAUAUGAUCUAAUACAUUGUUCUCGAUGCAGGGUUCACUGGGAUGCAGACGGUGGGAAACCAUUAAUGGAACUCAACAGGGUUCUUAGGCCUGGAGGGUUUUUUGUAUGGUCGGCAACACCAGUUUAUCGUCAUGAUGCAAGACAUCAGAAUGUCUGGAAGGCUAUGGUAGCUCUGACUGAAGCGAUGUGCUGGAAGGUAGUUGCUAGAGCCAUUGAUUCAUAUGGAAUUGGGCUAGUUAUAUAUCAGAAGCCUGUUUCAUCUUCCUGCUAUGAAAAGCGCAACGAAAAUAAUCCACCUCUGUGUGAUUUGAACAAUAGGCCAAACAUUUCAUGGUAUGUGCCGCUCGACAGUUGUCUUCCCCAAAUUCCAAAAGCAAGCAUGGGCAACUCAUACGACUGGCCCUCACCCUGGCCCGAAAGGCUUACUAGUAAACCUGUAAGCUUAUCAACUGAACCAGAUGCCGAAGAAAGCUUUUAUGGGGACACCAAGAACUGGCAUGCACUGGUCUCAGAUUUUUAUCUGGGAGGCCUCGGUAUAAAAUGGUCAAGUGUUAGGAAUGUGAUAGAUAUGAAUGCUAGUUAUGGAGGAUUUGCUGCAGCACUUAUUGACAAACCUCUAUGGGUAAUGAAUGUCAUCCCCAUUGAUGGGCCAGAUACUCUGCCUCUUAUCUUUGAUAGAGGGCUGAUUGGAAUCUACCACGACUGGUGUGAGCCUUUUAAUACUUACCCUCGGACUUAUGAUCUCCUGCAUUCCAGUUUCCUCAUCGGAAACCUAAUUCAAAGAUGUGACCUAAUAGAUGUGGCCGUUGAAAUGGAUCGCAUACUGAGACCAGGUGGCAUUCUUUUAGUUCAGGACACCAUGGAGAUGAUUAACAAGCUAAGACCAAUUUUGCAUUCACUUCACUGGUGGAUAACAUUACAUCGGGAUCGUUUUCUCGUCGGUAAGAAAAGUUCAUGGCGUCCGGAUGGAAAACUAAACUAAGCAUAUAAAGUUUGGUUUCAAUUAUCUGUCAGAGUAAGAUUUUCGUAUUCAUUUAGAGAUCAAGAAAGGGAAACACAGACACUUCACUACAAUUUAUAGGCAAAUAUAUGAUGCCAAUUCUUGUCCUCAUUUUUUGACCUGAAGAAACUGUAUGAGGAGCACUGAAAAACAGCUUUUAUAACAGCAAUAUAGUUGGGCCUGAU
Ilex paraguariensis (yerba mate) is the source of this 2127-nucleotide messenger RNA. The record is from the annotation of a GenBank genome assembly. NCBI's taxonomy places the organism in Eukaryota, Viridiplantae, Streptophyta, Magnoliopsida, Aquifoliales, Aquifoliaceae.